Drosophila takahashii is the source of this 1972-nucleotide messenger RNA. Its product is annotated as non-SMC condensin I complex subunit H. The record is from RefSeq and is a predicted model, not a curated record. Gene Ontology annotation, biological process: mitotic chromosome condensation. Gene Ontology annotation, molecular function: chromatin binding. Gene Ontology annotation, cellular component: condensin complex. Lineage: Eukaryota; Metazoa; Arthropoda; Insecta; Diptera; Drosophilidae.
CAGAGACCAGGCGUGCAUGUCCCCCAUGCUGACCCCGCAGAAGUCUAUCGAAUCCAACGAUACGAUCCGGAACUGUAUGGAGAUCUACAAGGGCAACAAGCUGAGCAAGGAAAAUGCCUGGAAAGUGCCGCUCAUCGAUACGCUGUCCAAUCUGAUGGAAAACCACCACAAGCGGAUGAGCAACUUCAAGAUGGCGGGCUCCUCGCUGGAGGCCUCCUCCAAGGUUUAUGGCCUGCGGGUGGACUCCAUCUACCUGGACGCCAUGCGCAUUUCCGCUGGCCUAAGUGCCCGCACUCUCACGGAUAAGCAACUGAACGCCGCGGAGGAUGAUGAUGGUCCCCAGGCUGAGCAGGCGGCUGGUGAGGGGCAGGAUCCCGCUCAGCAGACCCAAAAGGAAGCAGCUCCCAAGCCCAAAAGGCAGAAGAAGCCCAUGUCCACGGUGACCAAGAACAAGGACACGCUGAAUGCCCGCCUGGACACAGCUCCCCUGCAGGAUCCCGUCUUCGGGAAACUCAACUCCACAGUGGGCUCCAUCAACGCCUCAAAUCGCCUCAUGCACAAUAUUCUGCCCAGUUUGGACUCUGAGCUGCGCCUGCGCACCACCUACAAGUUCUGGGACAGCGAGGAGGCCACUGAGGAGGUUCAGGAUCACACUACGCUCACCGCUGACAUGGAACAGUGGCCAGCUGAAUCGUUGAUUAGCACCGCCUUCAUGCGCAAGCUGCUUCCCCACGCUGAACGAUCAAAUCUACGUCCCCUGCACACGGGCUACAUCAUCACUAGUGAUCCAAAUCCCGCAGAGCCCCUGCAGGAUGAGGAUCCGCAUGAUGAGGGGCUGGAUGAUGCCGACGAAAUCUGUUUAAAUGAUAUUUCAAUGGCCUUUGAUAUCAACGCCGAGUGUGAGCCCAUGCCGGAUUUGGAUGGACCUCCUCCUGUGCUUCUGGAGUUGGAUGCCAAUGAGGUGGAAGAGUUCACUCCCGAAGAGCAAGGGAUGCUCAUAAAUUGUCGUCGGCCAACGGAGUUUAUCGAGGACCUCCGACCAGUAGAUGGAAACUCCAAGCUGGAGUACUCCUACAGGCCGAUGGAGCAGAUCUCCCAGUUUUGGGCAGGACCUUCACACUGGAAGUUUAAGCGAACGGGGCCACAAAUCACAUUUUCGCAGCCCGGUUGCAGUCAACGGCCCAAGAACCGACGACCUCUAAAACCCAACCCUGUAGCCAAGACCAUUUCUUAUGGAAAUGUGACCGAAGCUCUCUUUCAAGAGAAGGAUUCAACUACAAGGCGGCGGCAGGUGAAUUUUCAAAGGAAGUGGGACCCCAGGAAACUGAUAUUGCCGACAAAAUACAAUCUAGACCCGGACAUUUUCUUCAAAUACGUUUCGGCCCCAGGCAUUAAGAUUUCAAAGUGCGCGGGAGAGCCUGAUUCGGAUGAGAACGGAAAUCUUGCGAUAGAGAUGGAUGGUGAAAUAGAUUAUGAUGCCUAUGCCGAUCCCGCCAACGUGAGCAUUUUUGAGGCGAUGGAUAGUGAAGGAUUGGCUGAUGUGAUGGAUGUGGAAGUUGACAAUAUAAGUCUGAAUGUCAGCACAAUUUCCGAGAUUGGCACAGAGUUCGAUGGUGCUCCUUUGCAGUUUCCCAAAGUGGUUAUUCCCUUCGCAAAGAAAGCCAAGGUCAUAGACAUGAAAAAUUUGAAAAAAUCCUGCGACACUCUGAUUCAGAAACAACUUUUAAACGAUGUCUCUGAGGAGGCAAUUCCCUCGCAUCCUAAUAAACAGAAUGAACAAUAUUCCAAGGGGGUCGCCAGUUUCCAGGAGCUUUACAAAGAGUUGCCCAACCAUCUGACCCCCAAAAUGGCGGAAUCGGUGUCCCCGUCGGUUGCUUUACUUGCCGUUCUGCAGCUGGCCAACGAUUCCAAGCUGCGUCUUAUUCAAGAAGAAGGUUUAGAGGGCUUUCAAAUCCGUCAAAUCAAGGAUUGA